Molecule: messenger RNA, 2335 nt
Organism: Corythoichthys intestinalis (scribbled pipefish)
Lineage: Eukaryota; Metazoa; Chordata; Actinopteri; Syngnathiformes; Syngnathidae
Product: hippocalcin-like protein 1
Exons: 5
Coding region: 488-1069 (193 amino acids)
Molecular function (GO): calcium ion binding
Source: RefSeq, a predicted model, not a curated record
CGGCACCACCCAACCCACCCCCCGCGUUCAACAUCCACUCCUUCGGCUCACACCAUUGUAAAACACGCCGUCCUUCCACCGACCGCAGACUCCGCCGGAGGAGAUCACGCAAAACAUGCUCAGCGGGACUCGGCUCUAGUAAGACCGGAGUGGCUCGUCGGGGGGAGCAUCCUUUCAAACAUCCUAGGCAUCGAGGCUCUCGGGGCAAGCGCGGAUGUGCGCGCUGAGGAGCCGCAGAAGUCGCCUCUGAAAGCGGGUCGCGAUAGAGCCAGCAUCCCCGGAGCAAAGGGAGGAAAGCGCCCAGCAUCCUUGUAUCCCUCUCCGGCUGUCCUUGCACCCCGGCCCGGCUAAUAGGAACAACGAGGACAUCCUACCGUCGGUAGAGUGCUAUAUAGCGGGUGUGAAAAGCGACCCGAGCGCCGCUGUAGUCACUGCUGACAAGCCCCCCCAAGAAAAGGAUCGGCACAUCCUUGCUCAAGCUGUCACCAUGGGCAAACAGAACAGCAAACUGAGGCCAGAGAUGCUUCAGGACCUGAGGGAGAACACAGAGUUCUCGGACCACGAACUGCAGGAGUGGUACAAGGGUUUCCUGAAGGACUGUCCCAGUGGAACAUUGAACGUGGAGGAGUUCAAGAAGAUCUACGCCAACUUCUUCCCGUACGGCGACGCAUCCAAGUUUGCUGAACACGUCUUCCGAACAUUCGACACCAAUGGCGACGGUACAAUAGACUUCCGGGAGUUCAUCAUCGCCCUGAGUGUGACGUCGCGGGGCAAGCUAGAGCAGAAGCUCAAAUGGGCCUUCAGCAUGUAUGACCUUGACGGCAAUGGCUACAUCAGCCGUGAGGAGAUGCUGGAGAUUGUACAGGCUAUCUACAAGAUGGUCUCAUCUGUAAUGAAGAUGCCAGAGGACGAGUCCACGCCUGAGAAGAGGACGGAUAAGAUCUUCAGACAGAUGGACCUCAAUAAUGACGGUAAGUUGUCCUUGGAGGAAUUCAUCAAAGGUGCCAAAAGUGACCCCUCCAUUGUCCGACUACUCCAGUGUGACCCCAGCUCAGCUUCUCAGUUCUGAACACCCCCCAAUUUCCCCCCUACCAGGAAGCCCGCUUGGCACCCCCCUCACUCCCUCUUAUCCUCUUUGUUGCUAUGACAACAGUCAUUGAGGAUAAAUGCAUGACGUUUCUCUCAUAUCUUUUUUUUCCAAAAUAUGUGUGUAUGCAAAGAGAGGGAAUUUAAGAAGGAACGUAUCACUGUCAUCUGUUUAUUUUUGUAUAUGUCGAAUAUCAAAGGACAUGCACGUAUGUAUUGAUGGCAGCAGUUCAUGUUUCGAAAAGGCUCUCUUGCUCUGGAACAUGAGCAGUCUCUCAUUCAGCACACAUGUAUAUCAUGUAUAUAUCUAGAUAUAUAUAUCAUGUCUAAUGUGUAUCAUAAAAUGGAGCUCAUUUGCAAAGGCAGUACAGUAUUAUGUUGUGUAGCCUCAUGGUGUUAUUUGUAUGGGCUGCUGGGGCAAAGGGAAUUUUAAUUUAUUUGUAUUUAGGCAAUUUCAUUUUGAAAUACAUUUUGAAUGCCAUUACUGUGUUUCUGCAAAUAGUGGCCGGUGUUAUUCAUUUACUCACAUGCAGACCAACGGAUGUGUUUAUUUAAGGGAGAGGCCUUUAUUUUUACACACACUUUUGGACUAAUAUUAAACAAUAUUACUGAUUCAGUACAAUUCAUGUUGAGUGAAAUUGGAGUAUCGCACUUUUGACCACUUACUAUGACUUCAAAGUGUAUACACUGGAAUUCAUUUGCGAGACUGUUAGUGUACCACUGCUUUGGGUUAGCAUGAUAUCAAAUUGACUCAGUAGGUCACUCGUAAACGAUGUAAUUAUACGUUACCUGUAUAAUAAUCGAAAAAAGGAGGCGUGCAUUUGGAGAAAGGCAUUAAUUUGCUCAAGUGACAUCUACAUGAGUCGAUUUAAUGAAAUAUGCUAUUGUUUUGGGGUUGUUUCUGUCAUCAUUAUGGUUUGUCCAUUUUUAUGUUUGUGUUUUGUACAUAAUGUGUUCAUGUGAAUUUGUACAUUUCAAUUGCUGUUGUAUUAAGUAUGACCAUAUUGGAGUUUACCAUGACAGAGGAGGAAAUUAGAAAAGGUAAAGUUAAGAUGGUUGAGAUCAAAUGCCGAUCAUGCAUUUCACAUUAAAAAACAAACAAAAAAGUAGCACACUUUGUGUUUGCACAGUAUCAAGUCUGAUUAUGCGUUUGCAUGUUGAUAUGUAUGGAAUGCUUGAGGUUCAUUUGAACAGUGUUAUUAUUAUUAUAAGAUAAUUGUAAUCCAUCAACAUUGCAUGAACCCAUAAA